Molecule: messenger RNA, 3018 nt
Organism: Microplitis demolitor
Lineage: Eukaryota; Metazoa; Arthropoda; Insecta; Hymenoptera; Braconidae
Product: tachykinin-like peptides receptor 99D
Exons: 7
Coding region: 1561-2907 (448 amino acids)
Biological process (GO): G protein-coupled receptor signaling pathway
Cellular component (GO): plasma membrane
Molecular function (GO): tachykinin receptor activity
Source: RefSeq, a predicted model, not a curated record
UUGGUUGAGGACGUAAAAAUGUUGCUCUGAGUAUUUAUUGUGUUUUAAUGGUUUUUAUUUAUUAUUUUUGUUUGAAUUAAUGACAAUUAAGUCACUAAGUAUCAGCAUAAUUAUUUUAUAUAAUUAUUUUGUGCCGAUGGAGAGAAAAAGUGAUGAAUUUUUUUUUUGUCACGGGACUGAGCUGUAUGUUGUGUUAAUGUUUGAAAAUUUGAAUUCGGGUUGGAUUCUUCGUGCAGUUAAAGUGAUUUAAUCUUUAAAUAGAAUCAGUGAUAAUAAAUAAAAAUUUGAUUAAUUUAAUUAAUUAAGAUUCUGAAGUUAGCGGACAGUUGAAAAUUUUUUGAUUUUUUUUUAACAAUUAAAUUUAAAAAAUAACAAAAAUCCAGGUGUAGAAAAUUAAAAAAACUUCGGCUAAUUUCAGUCUCAUAAUUAAUUGAGGCAGAUAAAGUUUGAAUUUUAUGGUGAAAGUGGUGGAGAUUGGCUUCGCUUGUUGGCGCCAUGACAUUUAAACUUUUGGAUGAUAAAUUUAUUGUAAUAGUGUUGAUAAUUUUAAAGUUUGUGAUAAAAAGUGAAGUGUAGUGAUUAUGUUGGAGAUCAUGACCAGGAUGAUUUUGAAUCCAGUGAUGCUGCUGGUGGCGGAGUUUGCUGAGAAGAGACAACCAGAGACAUUUAUCAUCAUGAAAUCUCGAGAAUAAUAUUCAAUGAAUAAAAGAACCAGAAAAAAAAGCUCCCAGCGUUACGGUUCCGUGGUUUUAAUCUCGGAUUAAACAUCAAGACCAUACGAUUCAGAGUAAAUAAAAGUUGCUAAAAUAAAAAAGAGGCAAAAAUAUAUAUCGUAAUAUUAAAGACAAGGUGUCAGUACUGAAAAAGCGAAAAAAAAAAAAAGAAAUAGCCAGAGGCCCAACACAUCCCCAAAAACGUGAGAUAGUAAACAGGUGACAGCCUUAUGUUGCUUCUGCCAUACAAACAACAACCAUCGAACCCUUCAACUACGGUAGUAGUGUUGCUCUUGUUUUAGCCGUGUCGUCAAAGUUACGACGGAAAAGUCAAGCCAAAAAAAUUCAACACUGAAGAGGAUAAAGAGAACAUACUCAGCCUUUCAUCAGAUACAGAACGAAAUAACGAAGCAAUGAGUUCGCUAUAAAAAAGUUAUAAAAAAGAGACUGGACCUAGAUAAAUCCUGGGAAAAAAUUUAAUGUUCCGUAAAUCAAUAGAGAAUAUAAUGAAUUAUUUAUAGAAUAAUAAUUAUUGUUAUCAAUAGAGUAUCGAUAACGUGAAGAAUUAAUUUAAUCGUCUUGGUGAUUCGAUGGUUAAAAAAAUAUUAAAAUUAAUGUGUUUUAAAAAUAAGUGGCUACGAUGCCAUACAAUAAUUAAAAUCAAAUAGUGCUCUGAUAAAAAAAAAAUGUCGAGUAUGUAAAUGAAUGAAAAUUUUCGGGGUGAUGCCCCUGAGUAAUCGAAUUAGUGAUUAAUUGAUUAAUCAAUUGAUUGAUUAAUUAAUUGAUUGAUGAAUAGUGAAAUUUAAUAAAUUGCUGGUGAGUAAUUUGGAUAAUUAAAAAUCCAAAGAUGCCGCCAAAUAAUAAUACAUAUUUUUCAACGGGCGAACCCUUCAAUUCAACGCCGUGGCCGGUAAAUUCGAUAAAUUAUUUUGGCAAUGAGACAAAUUUUAAUGUUACGGAUAUAGAUAGUAAUAAAUUUACGUUGCCUCUGUGGCGGCAAAUAGUGUGGUAUUGUUUGUUUGUCAGUAUGAUUAUUGUUGCAACUGGUGGUAAUUUAAUAGUUAUAUGGAUCGUGCUUGUGCACAAACGAAUGAGAUCGGUGACUAAUAUUUUUUUGGUUAAUUUGAGCAUCGCUGAUACAAUGGUGUCAUUAUUGAACGUCACCUUCAAUUUUUACUACAUGCUUCACAGCCAUUGGACAUUUGGUAAUUUGUACUGCAAAGUCAGUCAAUUUAUUGCUGUGCUGACUAUCUGCGCUAGUGUUUUCACACUCAUGGCUAUUUCCAUCGAUCGAUAUAAAGCAAUUAUGAAUCCACUGCGUCAGAGAAUGAGUCGACGGAAAACGUUAUGUAUAGCCAUAGUAAUAUGGGUAUUCUCAACGUUGCUUUCAAUACCGAAUUUAAUAUUCUAUAAUAUAUAUACUGUCACUUUUCCAAAUGGUAUGGUGAGAGUAGUUUGCUAUAGUGAUUGGCCAAAUAAAGAUGAUAACGAAUUCAGUUAUGAUGAAUACAUAUACAAUGUUAUAUUCAUGGUACUGACAUAUUUUUUGCCGAUUGGAUCAAUGUCUUUUACAUAUGCAAGAGUUGGCUGUGAAUUAUGGGGCUCGCAAAGUAUUGGCGAGCAAACUCAUAAUCAAAUGGAAAGUAUUAAAAGCAAACGACGAGUUGUGAAGAUGAUGAUUACUAUAGUAAUAAUAUUUGCAGUAUGUUGGUUACCAUUUCAUAUUUAUUUUAUUGUCGUAUCUUCAUUACCGGACGUAACAAAUGAACCAUACAUCCAAGAAGUUUAUUUAGCCAUUUACUGGCUAGCGAUGUCCAAUAGUAUGUACAACCCGAUAAUAUAUUGCUGGAUGAAUUCAAGAUUUCGUAGAGGAUUCGCUUUAGUGUUCCGGUGGUGUCCGGGCGUGCACGCGGAACCGGAACCAGCGUUAAGCAGAUCGGAAGCUAUUACACGUUACAGUUGCACAGGAAGUCCCAUUGGACAUACGAGGAUCUCAAGAAAUGGUAUGUCCACCUGUAGUACAUCCUCUGAACAGAGUCUUAGUCUCAGCUGUGCAUCAAAUACUUCUCACGCUAAUAAAUACGCAUUGAUAAAUCCUCCUAAUCAUAACGGCGAUAUUAAUGAGUGCGGUGAUUGUAAUAUUGAUCUUAAUUUAUUAAAUCCUCAUUUAUGUUCAAGUAACGAUUUUAAUUAAAAACAUUAAUUAUGUUUAUUUUUUGUUAAUUGCUUCUAAUAUUUUUAUUUCUAUUAUUGUUGUAAUAUUUAAUUAAGAAAUAAUAAAAUUUUUUUCAUUUUGUUUAUUUUA